UUACAAAAUUUAAAAUCACAUAUUAAACAGACAAUAAUUCCAGACUUGUUAAUGACUCCAAGUGAUCAAGGAAAUGGUGACCUAGAGAUUGAGUACCCUGAAGACAGAGGAAAUUGGACAGGCAAGCUAGAUUUCCUUUUGUCCUGUAUUGGCUACUGCGUUGGACUGGGAAAUGUCUGGAGGUUUCCAUACCGUGCUUAUACAAAUGGGGGAGGGGCAUUCCUUGUUCCAUAUUUCAUCAUGUUGGCAAUGUGUGGGAUUCCCAUCUUCUUCAUGGAGCUGUCGCUGGGCCAGUUCUCCAGCCUGGGGCCUCUUGCUGUUUGGAAGAUAUGCCCGCUCUUUAAAGGUGUUGGCAUGGCCACAAUCCUGAUCGUCUCCUUGGUGGCCAUUUACUAUAACAUGAUCAUUGCCUAUGUUCUCUUCUACCUCUUUGCCUCACUGACAAAAACCUUGCCCUGGCAGUACUGUGGCAACUGGUGGAAUACAAACCGAUGCUUGGACCACCAUGUCAUGCACACAGGGAAUGGUGCUGUCCCUUUCAACGUCUCUAACACUGUCAGCCCAAGUGAGGAAUACUGGAGUCGUUAUGUCUUGCACAUCCAAGAAAGCUCAGGGAUUGGGGAUCCUGGGAGGAUUCGUUGGAAUCUGUGCCUGUGCCUUCUUCUCGCCUGGGUCAUUGUGUACCUCUGUAUCCUAAAGGGAGUCAAAUCCUCUGGCAAGGUUGUGUAUUUCACUGCCACAUUUCCUUACCUCAUCCUGAUCAUGCUCUUAAUUCGUGGUGUGACACUGGAAGGGGCCUGGUUAGGAAUCAAGUUCUAUCUCACACCCCAAUUUGACCUCUUGCUGUCCCCCAAGGUGUGGAUUGAAGCAGCUCUGCAGAUCUUUUAUUCUCUUGGGGUGGGAUUUGGGGGACUUCUCACCUUUGCAUCAUAUAACACCUUCCACCAGAAUAUCUACAGGGAUACAUUUAUAGUCACGGUGGGCAAUGCCAUCACCAGUAUCUUGGCUGGCUUUGCCAUAUUCUCUGUUUUGGGUUAUAUGUCACAAGAACUUGACGUCCCUGUUCAGGAAGUGGCCAAAGCAGGUCCAGGCUUGGCAUUUGUUGUGUACCCACAAGCCAUGACAAUGCUUCCUCUUUCUCCUUUCUGGUCUUUCCUUUUUUUCUUCAUGCUGUUGACUCUUGGCCUGGACAGUCAGUUUGCCUUCCUAGAGACGAUCGUUACUGCUGUAACAGAUGAAUUCCCAUAUUACCUGAGGCCAAAGAAGGCUUUUUUCUCAGGCAUUGUAUGUCUUGGAAUGUUCCUGUUGGGGCUCAUUCUCACAACAGAGGGUGGGAUGUAUUGGCUAGUGCUGCUGGAUGACUACAGUGCUGGGUUCGGACUCAUGGUAGUGGUCAUCACCACCUGCCUGGUGGUGACACGUGUCUAUGGCAUGAAGAGAUUUUGCCUUGAUGUUCACAUGAUGCUGGGCUUCAGCCCAGGGAUAUACUUUAAAGCCUGUUGGCUGUUCCUGUCCCCUGUAAUGAUGAUGGCCCUGCUGGUUUACAGCAUAAUCAAGUAUGAACCAUUAGAAUAUAAUGGAACCUACCACUUUCCAUUUUGGGCUGAGGUUCUGGGCAUCCUGAUGGGAAUCUUCUCCUGCCUGAUGAUCCCACUGGGAAUGGUUUUUGCUGUGAUCCAAGAGGAAGGGACACUCUGGCAGAGAAUCCAGCAAGCCAGCAGAGCAACCAUGGACUGGGGUCCUUCUCUGGAAGAGAAUAGAACUGGCAUGUAUGUGGCCACCCUGGCAGGCAGCCAGUCACCUAAACCUUUGAUGGUCCAUAUGCGAAAAUAUGGAGGGAUAACCAGCUAUGAAAACAUAGCCUUUCAGGUAGAUAAAGAAAUUGAAGAGGAUGAAGAAGAGUCCAUGAUGUGA
Molecule: messenger RNA, 1914 nt
Organism: Varanus komodoensis (Komodo dragon)
Lineage: Eukaryota; Metazoa; Chordata; Lepidosauria; Squamata; Varanidae
Gene: SLC6A7
Product: solute carrier family 6 member 7
Exons: 14
Biological process (GO): sodium ion transmembrane transport
Cellular component (GO): membrane
Molecular function (GO): L-proline transmembrane transporter activity
Source: RefSeq, a predicted model, not a curated record